Melanotaenia boesemani (Boeseman's rainbowfish) is the source of this 3256-nucleotide messenger RNA. RefSeq lists its product as uncharacterized. The record is from RefSeq and is a predicted model, not a curated record. The coding region runs from base 239 to 2527 and encodes 762 amino acids. The transcript is spliced from 7 exons. NCBI's taxonomy places the organism in Eukaryota, Metazoa, Chordata, Actinopteri, Atheriniformes, Melanotaeniidae.
AAGACGAGCGAAGUCUUUAUACUUAGGUAUUAACGGUACUUUAAUAAUGCCGGUGCUUUGACGGGUCUGUGUAGGGUUAAGCUAUGAUACAGUAAAGAAUUAGAAAGGGGGUCCUGUGUUAGGGUUCGCCCAUGAACGAUGGAAGCGCGCCCCCGGCACUUCAGGUGAAUGAGAGGGAAGCAGAGGAGCGGGAUACUACUCACGUUGCGUAGCAGUAAAAAGAAACAAUUAAAGGAAAAUGAGUUGUGUUACGUCGCUUGGGGCACAGGCUUUGAUGACAGCAUAUCUAAUUUUCGUGAUGGGAUGCGUUGCACAGAAAGUGUACUUUGAUUGUGGUGCCAAGGUGGAUGUGGUGGAUGUCCAAGGCCUCAUCCUGUCUCCUGGUUUCCCGUAUAACUACUCCUCUGGGACACACUGCGUUUGGCAGUUUGUUGUGCCAAUUGAUUAUCAGCUUGUUCUGGAGAUAUUUGACUUUGAUGUGUUUGAAAGCCAUGACUCUGCAGCUCAGUAUUCAGCUGUCUCUAAUUUUGAAGAGGAAGAGGUAACUUUCAAUCCUGGUAGCUUAGCAGCUGAUGAAACCUCGUCCACGGCUAAAGAGUCGAUACUUCAGGGUGCGGAGGAUGUUUCAAAGAAUCAGCAGUCACCCCAUGAUGGUGAGGUCAAGCAAGUGGUGGUGCAGGAACAGUCCACAAAGAUGGAAAUUGCCAAAGUCUCAAAUUCUGCCAAAAGAUCUGCAGAUUCCUCCUCUAAUCUUUCUUCGCCACCUCCUGCCUCUCUCCUCCUGCUACCUGAGACUGUGCCUCCAGGUGACACAGUCAUCAACUCUGCCUCUUCGUCUCACCUUAGGGGAGAUCUCAACCCUAGUUCUAACCCAAACACAGCUGUGGAAGAAACCACCCUGCCCUCACAGCACUUCACCGACACUCCUGCUGUGAGCCCAGAAACCCAGCAGUCUGUGCUUGACGCUUGCCCACACGAUGUCCUCUACAUCUCGGACCUCAUCACCUUUUCCUCUCGGUUCUGUGGGUCCAACCGGCCUCCCAGCAGCCAGCUGGUUUUUGGCUCCAGCCAAGAGAUGGUGGAAGUCAUCAUGGAGCUCAUCACUACCACCCACUGGGGACGCGGUUUUGCUCUUCUCUUCCAUUACCACAAUUUGACCGAGCCAGGGGGGGACAGACGUGUCACAUCUCCUUCAGGGAACAAGGCGGACUCUCUCCUGGCUGCUGUGAGCGGAGCUGCCUUCUUCACCAUGAUUCUUACAGGUGUCCUCUGCAUCAUAUUCAGACCCAAACUGUGUCCAAAAAGAGCCGGCUCCAGCACAUCCAGCAGCUCUGAGGUGCCACAGGGCGUGCAGAACACUGGUGCUGAGGUCAGUGAGCUGCAGCUGAUGGCUGAGAAUCAGGCCAACCUGGAGACGACCAUAGAGCAGGACAACAACAACGACAGCCCACUGCACACAGUCAGUGCAGGUGGCGACUUUACCCAGAAUGCAGAGGUGGAUCUUUCCUGCAGUGGUCUAACUGAACUCGACCUCGGUGCGGAUGAGGUUUUUAUUGUGUCAUCAGCUCCUAGCCCAAGUGGGCUAACCUUCUCCCCUCACACACAGCGGGACAGGUUUCUGCGACACAGUGACACUGGCCCCGGCCCUGCUUGUGACUGGCCCUCGGUGGAUCCCAUGGCCUCACCUGCUGGUGCCAGAUCCCUCAAAGAUAGCAGUAGUGCCUGUGCAAGACCCAGAGCGUGGAGUGUACGCACCUUCCAGGACUUCCUCCCCCCACUCCCGCAGCUUCACAAGAAGUGGUGCAGCUGGAACUCCACCAGUCCCUUCACCAAGCUGGUGGACAGCGCUCCAACCAGUUUAGUAGCUGACUGCAGAAGGGGCGACAACAGGAAGGUCUUCUCUGAUGUUCACCUGGAGGCCAAUGCAGACACCAGUAUGAUCUCUGAUUCAUCCAUCAGCAAUGCGUCCUACCCUUUGACACAGCCUGCACACAGACAGCGACGUCUCAACUCCACCAGCAACCUGCGGCGCUCCCGCUUCACGGGGCCUUGUUUUGGCCUUUUCUCCGAGACGAAAGACCCACUAAAGGGAACCAGUGCUCCCACGGCCUCCCCUCCAGAAUCCAACCCUGGCUCUUCCUCAUCUACUCAAUGCCAGAUUGAGGGUGGUCAGGCUGCAAAGAGGCGUGAUUUCCCAGGUGAGAGCGAUCACAUCAGCGUGCCAGUGUUUGCCAUAUCUGAAGAGGAGGACCGCCAGCCUCUGGUUUCAGCGGAACACCUGGACCAGACUUCUGCCUCAGCUGUGCAGAAUGGAUUAGUUAGGGGGACAUAUGAGGGUAAGAUGCCUCCUUUCGGGAGCAUCAGUCCCAAGAGGGCCAGACCAGAGUGGAGGCCAUGGGGAAGCCAGGUGUCGGGAGGGGUUGGUUCACACCCUUCGAGCGUGUUUACCGAGUCAAACACAGUGAAUGAAAAUCAGCCGUCUAUCAGUCUGUCGAGAGGGCUGUGCACUGUGGCAAACCAGAUGUGAUGAGUUGGUGAGGAGCAGAGACUCUGUUGGGCCAGUUCUUCAUUUACUGAACUCUUAGUGUCAAUGUGGAAAAAAUAUUACUACUUCUUUAUUCCUGAAAUCAACUGUUACAGAAUUAUUACAAAUUCUUAAGCAUCCUGUUGGAAAAUUCUUCUUUCAUUUUUUACAAUAUUGUGCUUUGACAAAGAUGUAAUAUGCUGCUUAUUAUACCAAGGCACUGCCUGAUGUCAUACUGUUUAAAAAGAGAAGUCAUUGCAAACUUUUUUUUUCUUUUGUUAGUACAUAACUUUUAACAGUAAGUGUACAUUUAAACAUACACAGAUGUAUAAGGUAGUUAAAUGGGAUUCAGUUAAUUACAAUACUCCAACCAUUGCACUUUGCUUUUCAUUAUCUUUCAAUAAUGACAUCUUUCAAUGUCAGUUUCCUGUUGCCUGUGCCAGUUUUCUGCCUUAUCUUUAAUGUCGUUCAUGUGGUAAUCUCUUUGGCACAGGGUAAUAAGUGAUUAUACAGUGACCAAUUACCCAAAAGUAUUGUUUAGAGCAUAGAUCAUUCAUACACACACACACGUGUAAAGAUAGUUCUACAGCUGGUAAUGGAUUAUAAAAGGGAAAUUGUUAAUAAAAUAUAUGAAGUACUAAUAUACACCAUGUAGUAAAGAACAGUAGCACUUACAAAUAGCUUUUAAAGUUGUAAUGAAUUGUAAAGUUUUAAUAAAGACAUUGUCAUUCA